This is a messenger RNA of Chionomys nivalis (European snow vole), 4615 nucleotides long. RefSeq names its product StAR related lipid transfer domain containing 8 (gene Stard8). Gene Ontology annotation, biological process: regulation of Rho protein signal transduction; signal transduction; actin cytoskeleton organization. The transcript has 14 exons. The record is from RefSeq and is a predicted model, not a curated record. NCBI's taxonomy places the organism in Eukaryota, Metazoa, Chordata, Mammalia, Rodentia, Cricetidae. Gene Ontology annotation, molecular function: GTPase activator activity; lipid binding. Bases 278 to 3328 code for a protein of 1016 amino acids.
CCGCAGCUGCUGUUCUGGCUGGCACCGUUACCCCUGGCUCCACGCGUGUCCUUAUCCAGCAGCUCUACCCGCUCUCGCCUCCCGUCUCUUUGCCUCUGUGUGGACGCGGCUGCCAAAAGCGGAAGCCAAAAAAGCGUGUGAAUGGCUUCGGGCAACAGGAUUCCCUCAGUAUGCUCAGCUUUUUGAAGAGGGUGUGUUCCCCCUGGAUAUUGGCUCUGUGAAGAAGGACUACAGUUUUCUGGACCAGGACUCUCUGGGGGCCCUGUGCAGGAGGCUGAUGACCUUGAACAACUGUGCUUCGAUGAAGCUCGAGGUUCAUUUUCAAUGCAAACAGGAUGAAGACUCCGAAGAGGAAGAACAAUGCACCAUCAGCAGCCACUGGGCCUUUGAGCAGGAAAGCAAAUGUGGGUCCCCCAUGGGCUCUUCUGCCCUGCUGGCCCCACCAAGCCCUAGCCUUCUGGGGACCUCAAGCUGUGAAAGUGUCCUCACUGAGCUCAGUGCUGCCUCCCUGCCGGCCAUUUCUGUGAGCCUCUCACCAGAGUCAGCAGACCUGGCCUUGCUAGAUCGCGUCCCCAUCCCAAGUAACCAGCCCUUCCUUAGUCCUACCCAGGGCCAGGAGGCUGCUCAAGACAAAGUAAAGAAGCAUUAUUCUCGAAGCUUCCUCAAGCACCUUGAAUCUCUAAGGAGGAAGGAAAAGGGUGACAAUCAGCAAACAGAGCCUGAGCAACGCCUGGCCACCUCAGAAAAGGCCACCAAGGCUUCAUCUUUCCGCAGUUGCCGUGGCUUUCUCUCAGCUGGAUUUUACAGGGCCAAGAACAGAGCUGCUACUUCAGCCCGGGGCAGAGAGGGUGAGACGCAGAAGGCCUGGGAGGCUUGGCCCAUAGCCACAUUCCGGCAUCCUCAGUCCGUUCGCCGGCGUGACUGCCUGGUGCAUGUGCCUGGAGACCAUAAACCAGGCACAUUCCCUCGCUCUCUGUCCAUUGAAAGUCUUUGUCCAGAUGAUGGCCAUCACCUGGCAGAUUGGAAGCCAGGUAGGUGCUGGGGCUAUGAAGGGCGCCGGGGCUCCUGUGGUUCCACAGGCAGCCAUGCCAGCACUUACGACAACUUGCCUGAGCUGUACCCAGCUGAGCCUUUCCAGGCCGAGGCUGAGGCUGGAGAUGAGGAGGGCGAAGGCAGCUAUGCCCAUCUAGAUGACAUCCUGGAGCACGUAUGGGGGCUGCAGCAACGGGUAGAGCUCUGGUCUCAGACCAUGUACCCUGACCUGAGGCCUGGAGAUAAGGAAGAGGAAGAGGAGGAAGAGGAGGAAGCUGCUUCAUCCAUUGAAAUAUCCACAGCUGAGGUGGAAGGCCAGGAUGAAGAUCUAGCCCAGGCAGAGUCUCAAGUCCUCAGAGAGUUUCCACCCCAAGCCAAGGAGGAAGUCCCACUGAUAACACUGGCUCAGGCCCCUGCUGUGGUAGAGCCAUUGGUACAGGCUGAGGCUAUGACUCCAGCCCAGGCCCAGGACCAUGAGCGAGAGGCAAACUUGGCUCCCGAGCCUGCUUCUGCCUCCAGCCUGUCUGUGGAAGAAGGACACUCCAUUUCUGACACUGCUGUUUCCUCCAGUGAACUUGACAGCAGUGGAAACUCCGUGAAUGAGGUAGAGGCUGCAGAAGCCCAGGCAGGACUCCAAGCAUCAGUGCCCCGCGAGCGACGUGAUUCAGGUGUUGGGGCCUCACUUACCAGACCAUGCAGGAAACUCCGCUGGCACAGCUUCCAAAACUCCCACCGCCCCAGCCUCAACUCAGAGUCGCUGGAGAUCAACCGGCAGUUUGCAGGCCAGAUCAACCUGCUUCACAAGGGCUCGCUGCUGCGGCUCACUGGCUUCAUGGAGAAGUACACUGUGCCCCACAAACAGGCCUGGGUCUGGUCAGUGCCCAAGUUUAUGAAAAGGAAUAAGACCCCAGACUACCGGGGGCACCAUGUAUUUGGAGUACCACCCCUCAUUCAUGUGCAGCGCACUGGCCAGCCUCUGCCCCAAAGCAUCCAGCAAGCCAUGCGCUACCUACGGAGUCAGUGCCUAGAUCAGGUGGGCAUCUUCCGCAAGUCUGGGGUCAAGUCCAGGAUCCAGAGCCUGCGCCAAAUGAAUGAGACCUCCCCUGACAAUGUCUGUUAUGAGGGCCAGUCGGCCUAUGACGUGGCUGACCUACUGAAGCAGUAUUUCCGGGAUCUGCCUGAGCCCAUUUUCACCAGCAAGCUCACCACCACUUUCCUGCAGAUCUAUCAGCUCCUCCCCAAAGAACAGUGGCUGGCAGCAGCACAAGCUGCCACCUUGCUGCUCCCCGAUGAGAACCGAGAAGUGCUGCAGACCCUGCUCUACUUCCUAAGUGACAUUGCCUCUGCCAAGGAAAACCAGAUGACAGCUGGCAACCUAGCAGUGUGCCUGGCACCCUCCAUCUUCCACCUCAAUGUCUCCAAGAAGGACAGCCCUUCUCCUAGGAUCAAAAGCAAACGCAGCCUGGUUGGUCGGCCAGGCCCCAGGGACUUGAGUGAGAACAUGGCUGCCACCCAGGGCCUGUCACACAUGAUCAGUGACUGCAAGAAACUUUUCCAGGUGCCCCAGGAUAUGGUGGUGCAACUGUGUGGUUCAUAUAGUGCAGCUGAACUCAGCCCCCCUGGACCAGCCCUGGCUGAGCUCAGGCAGGCACAGGCUGCUGGGGUGAGUCUCAGCCUCUACAUGGAGGAGAGUGUGCAGGAGCUGCUUCGGGAUGCUGCAGAACGCUUCAAGGGUUGGACCAGUGUGCCAGGGCCCCAGCACACAGAGCUGGCUUGUAGGAAGGCACCAGACGGGCACCCUCUGCGGAUGUGGAAGGCAUCCACAGAAGUGGCUGCCCCUCCAGCUGUGGUGCUGCAUCGUGUCCUGCGAGAGCGGGCCCUGUGGGAUGAGGACCUACUGCGGGCCCAGGUGCUGGAAGCCCUGAUGCCAGGGGUGGAGCUGUACCACUACGUCACUGACAGCAUGGCACCCCAUCCUUGCCGUGACUUUGUGGUGCUCAGGAUGUGGCGCUCAGACCUGCCUCGUGGUGGAUGCCUCCUUGUCUCCCAGUCCCUGGAUCCUGAGCAACCCGUGCCAGAGUCCGGAGUGCGGGCCCUCAUGCUUACUUCCCAGUACCUCAUGGAGCCCUGUGGCCUUGGCCGCUCUCGCCUCACUCAUAUCUGCCGCGCUGACCUCAGGGGCCGUUCUCCUGACUGGUACAACAAAGUCUUUGGGCACUUGUGUGCCAUGGAAGUGGCAAAGAUCCGGGACUCUUUCCCCACACUUCAGUCAGCUGGCCCUGAAACCAAGUUGUGAGCCUUAGAGUGGUGUUGUCUAGGCCUCUGCUACCAAAGAAAUGAAUGGGAAGAACUGAGAUACCCCUAGGGACAAAGCCAGGCCCAGGUGGUCAGCUGCCUGUCAGCUUCCAUCUAAUGCUAGUCUGCACAUACACAAGAGUGUAGGUGGCUUAUCUCCACCUCCCUUCAUGCCCAUACUGCAUUCUGUUCUCACCAAAGCAAGAAGACUGCUGCUGCCCACCUGACCAAGAAGACCCUGCUGUAUCUUGAUCUCCAGCAGCCACCUACUGACAAGGGGAAGAAGGUGGAGAGCAUUGUGCAACCCGGGCUCUCUGCAUACCAAGAAGGCAAGCCAUCUUGCUGGCUGCUAGGGUUCAUUUGAGUUUGGAUAGGAGGUUCUGAUCCUGCCUUUGGGGCCAGCAUUGACCCUGAAUACAGGUCUGGAGCAAUGGCUGGGGUACAGCACAGGAAAGCACCAAUGAUCACAACCCAUUUUAUUUCUGUAAACAUGAUGCUGACUUAUGAGGCAGGUUGAGGAUGGCCCUAUGGGCCCAUACUAGGUAGGUAACAUGACGAAUUGGGAUAGCUUGGGAUAUAAGGGUGGAGAACCUUUCUUUCUCAAUCCCCAAGACACCAAUUAACCAUACUCCCUUGCUUUGGUCCACACUUGCUUUGUUACUCCCUAGAGUUGUGGGCAGCCUUUGGCUACUCAUGGCCAUAGCUACAGGUAAAUUAGGUCAUUCCCACGACACAGGCCAGGCCAAAGCUGACAGUGGCAGCAAGAUGUACAGAUGUAUCUUCAUGUUUUUUGCCCAUGGUGGGUGGUCUAUAAGAACUAUCCUGACCUAAAUCAAACACCCUGAACAAACACAAAGGGCUUCUUCCCUUAGCCAUCCAGGCCCUGAUUCCAGCCCAAUCUAUCCCACCCAGUGGCUAUGUUUGUUCAGAUAGAAAUCUAGCAACCAUUCGGAGGACAAGUGGUGCUUUCUUUGUCAUUGGUUAAGGAAACUGGAUUGUGUUGGGUUGCAGCUAUCACUGUAAUGUUUAUCUUGUUUUUCUCUGUACCUAUAAAUACUGUACAGCCAGAAUAUAUAUGUGUAUAUGUAUAUAUAUACAUAUGUAUAUAUUAAUACAUAUACACACAUAUCUGCAUGCACACACAACAACUCCCUCUUGAGUACAUUAUAAUCUCUGGGUGGGAGCAGGAUCUGGAGGGCCUGGGCUACGACACUUCUGUUCUAAUGAGAGAUGAGAGGUGAAGAGCAGGCCACAGCAGUUCCCUCUGUAGAACAAUAAAGCAUGACUG